GGGCUAUCCGUUGCCGUCCGACUCACACACAGAUCCCGCAAAUAGGAAAAGCAGCAUCGGCGGCGGCGGCGGCGGCGGCGUUCUGAGGCGGGGCUGCCCCGGUUGCUUCGCCCUUUCCCUGACUCGUUCUCCUCUCCUCCCCGUCUCCUCUCCCCCCCACCCCUCGCCCGGCUUCCCUGAUCUUCCCGUCCCGUUCUCUCGGCCGGCCAGACAAGGCCAGGCCGCGGGAAUCGCCAUUCCCCCCUCCCACCGGUCCUACUUUUCCCUCUCCUUCUCUUUUUCCCGAGAGCCGAACCUAGUAUUGGGCUGGGCCUGGCUGCGGUAGCCAGUGGGGGACAAGUCGAGGCCAGGGGUCAGACGGGCGGAGGAACAGUUCACCGAGCCAGCCAAGAUGAUCAAGCUAUUCUCGCUGAAACAGCAGAAGAAGGAGGAGGAAUCGGCCGGCGGCACCAAAGGCUCCAGCAAGAAAGCCUCUGCCGCUCAACUCCGCAUCCAGAAAGAUAUAAAUGAACUGAAUUUGCCAAAAACAUGUGAAAUAGACUUUUCAGACCAGGACGAUCUUCUCAAUUUUAAGCUAGUUAUCUGCCCUGAUGAGGGAUUCUAUAAAGGUGGAAAAUUUGUGUUCAGCUUUAAGGUCGGGCAAGGUUACCCACAUGAUCCUCCCAAAGUCAAGUGUGAGACUAUGGUGUAUCACCCAAAUAUAGAUUUAGAAGGCAAUGUUUGCCUAAAUAUCCUCAGAGAGGACUGGAAGCCUGUACUAACAAUAAACUCUAUAAUUUAUGGCCUGCAGUAUCUUUUCUUGGAGCCAAACCCUGAAGACCCCUUGAACAAAGAGGCUGCUGAAGUACUCCAGAACAACAGACGCCUGUUUGAGCAGAAUGUCCAGCGCUCGAUGCGGGGUGGAUAUAUUGGUUCCACCUACUUUGAGCGCUGCCUCAAAUAAAACUGACUGGCUCCGGGCACAAACUUGCUCCCCCUCCCCUCCCCUCAUCUCCCUUCUAGCUCUUUUAAGGGACUCGGCCAACACCGCUGCCUUCAAGGGGGCACAGGAGUCAGAAAUGGCAGGGGGCCCUUUCCAUCUUCUUUUUUCUCCCCUUUCCCCCUCCCAUCUGCUCACCCUACUGCCCCCUGCCAGCCUGGAGCUUCAGCAGCCACUGCCUCACCAGAUCCUUGUACCUCCCUCACUGCUCUCUCUCUGCUGCUGUGGGGUGAGGGCUGAGGUUACUGCUGCUUCUUUGUCUCACUCCUUGUGUUGGGGUAGCCACCUGUUUCUGACUGUGUGGGACCCAAUCAGUCUUUCUGGGAGCUGUGGUUUUGCUGCUAAGAACAGAAGGCUCCCUAUGUGCUCUGGCAUUCCUUCCUGCAAGUGCAGUGUUAUUCAGCUGCGAGAUCUGCAGGCCACUUUCCUCUCCUGCUGGGCACCAUGGCUUCUGACCGUAACUAUUUAUUAAAUGGGGGAGGCUCUUGAGGACUGGUGGAAGGCUGGAGCAGGGUGCUCAGCUGCCUUCACUCCGCCCCAGGUAUUGUGGCUCAAGGGGGAGGGGCUUGGCCAGGCCUGGGAUAUUUCUUCUAGGAUCAACUCACUUGGAUGUUUUGUUCUUAAGGAAAAGCUAAUAAAGCCACCACCUUCACCAUCAAACCCACCAAUGCUAAUAGUAGUAGUAAUAAAAGUAACAGGGACACUGCUGAUCCUAUUGUUGUCAACCAGGGCCUGCCCAGCAAUGAACUCUACUCUGCCUCUCCAGUGACUCCUGCAAGUCCCUGGCCAACAUAAAGCCACUGUAAUUCUAGUGUGUCGGGUUAUUAAAGGGGAAUGUUAGCACAUUCAA
Molecule: messenger RNA, 1829 nt
Organism: Thamnophis sirtalis
Lineage: Eukaryota; Metazoa; Chordata; Lepidosauria; Squamata; Natricidae
Gene: UBE2M
Product: ubiquitin conjugating enzyme E2 M
Source: RefSeq, a predicted model, not a curated record